AUUUAUCAUCAGAACACAAAUGUUUAUCAUGUCAUCAAAUAAUACAUAAUAAUCCAAAAUUAGAGCAAUUUCUCAUAUAAAUAUUGUAGUUGAAUAAGCCAAACAAAAUGGCAGAUAAUGAACAGAGAGGUGUUAAACUUGUUCAAGAGGCUGAAGCUAAGUUGAAGUCGUCAAAAGGAUUCUUUACGUCUUUACUUGGAGGUGGAUCGAGUAAAACCGAAGAUGCAGCAGAGUUGUAUGUUAAAGCAGCAAAUGCAUUCAAAAUGGCAAAGAAAUGGGCAGCGGCUGGAGAAGCUUUUAUGCAAGCUGGUAGAUUACAAUUACAACUGUCAAGUAAACAUGAAGCUGCCACACAUUUUGUAGAUGCUGGAAAUUGUUAUAGAAAAGGAGAUCCAAAUGAGGCUGUCAAAUGUUUACAUAGUGCAAUAGAAAUCUACACAGACAUGGGCAGGUUUACUAUAGCAGCUAAACAUCAUAUUACUAUAGCUGAGAUUUAUGAAAAUGAAUUAGCAGAUAUGGAAAAAGCUAUAGCUAAUUAUGAAAAGGCUGGUGAUUACUAUAAAGGUGAAGAAUCUAAUAGUUCAGCUAAUAAAUGUUUAUUGAAAGUGGCCCAGUUCUCAGCUCAGUUAGAAAAUUAUGAAAAGGCUAUUGAAAUUUAUGAACAGGUUGCAAUAUCAGCUAUGGAUAAUACAUUAUUAAAAUACAGUGCUAAAGAUUAUUUUUUCCGAGCUUCUGUAUGUCAUAUGUGUGUAGAUAUUGUAAAUGCUGAACUAGCAGUACCUAAGUAUGAAGAAAUGUUCCCAGCUUUUUCUGAUGCUAGAGAAUGUAAAUUAGUCAAGACAUUAAUUAAUGCAUGUAAAGAAGAAGAUGUAGAUGCAUUUACUGAUGCUUUAAAAGAAUAUGACAGUAUUUCUAGAUUAGAUCAAUGGUUUACCACUAUGUUAUUACGUGUCAAGAAAACAUUGAAUGCUGAAGGAGAUUUGUGUUAAUUUAUAAGACAUUUUAUAAUUCUCUAUAUCAAGGGACACCUGUUUAACCUAGUCCCAGUUCUUCUCAAUACUUCCUUACUUAACUUAGUACUUUGUAUAGUUCAGGACUAUAUGAUAUAGUUACAAAAAACAAACCAAGGUGUUUAUGUUUCACUAUUUUUGUCUGCUUAAAAUCAAUUUUGACAAUUUUUUACCCAAUGAAACCCAGAAAAAAGUAAAAUUAUGUACUAUGCUCUAUUUCGAAUGUUAGCUUUAUCUUGCAUUCCAACCAUUACAUUGUGUGUUUGUCCAAGCAAAAUUUCAAUUCCAAUAACUUCUCAAUCUUGCAGUCUGAUUGUCUCAUAAGCAUUGGAUGUUUUUUUUUUACUACAAUUUACAAUUAUUGAUAUUUAUUUAUGAAUAUAUUAUUAAUUAUUGUUGUAAAUUUCUGUAAAAUCAUUUUAACAUAAUAACUUCUAUUAUUAACAUUAUGAUAUAUAAUCCUAUCUUUAGAAAUAGUUAAUAGUUCUACAUCAUCUUAUAAUUAUUAUUACAUGUAAUAUAGUAGAGAGAUCAGAUGUGAACCAAAACUUUAAAAUAUCAUUGAUAAAUGAUAUACAGCUCCAAUUAACAUAAAUGUAUUUGCAAUUAUAACUCUGCAUUACAAAUAGUGAAAAUUAUGUGGAUGAAGGGCUCAACUUUAUGCUGAUAGAAAAUAUUCCCUAGAAUAUUCCUUAUGUAUUAAUCCUGACUUAUCCAUGACAGAUUAAUUUGAAAAAUUCUGAAUUCCUUAGUUUAGAUUUCAUUUCCUUUAUAAUAUAUUGGAUAUAGAAAUAGUAAUAGUUUCCCUAUUUCAUUGUUAGUUCUUAUUGAAUCAAGAUGUUUUCUUCUAUGUUUGGAAGACUAAUUCAGGGUCACAGUAGAGCACUAUUUGUUUAGAAAAUUUGAUGAUAUCUAGAGAAAACCAUGUUAAAUACUUGUCUUAGUGUAGAGAUCUUAUUCUAGUUGACUAUUGUGGGUAAGGUAGUAUGUAUUGUUUAUGGACAGGGUGUGAAAAAACAAUCAAAUAGAUGCUACAUUAGCAUGUUUUAUUUGUUAAUAUACUGUAUAAUCUUAUUGUUGUGUUUUUGUAUAUAUAAUUUUCUAUGGCUGAAUACUGGGCACUAUGUUUUACAGAAGUUUCUUUAAAUGUAAUCAUUAAAUAAAUGGACUGAGGUUUGCUUUAUCUAAAUAACUUCGGAUGAGGAGAUGAAUUUUAAGCAAUCAAAUCAACCAUUUUUAUUAGAGAUAGGUUGCCUUUACUCAUACAACCCUAAUACACUGUACAAGGUUUACAUGCUACAGUAAAAGUAGUAUUGAUAUAGGCAUCCUUCUUCAGAAUUGCUGUCAUUCUGCAGUAACUGUUGAGGAUAAAAAACAGUUGCAUGGUAUUCUCUCAUAACAUGGGCAUUAACUCUUUUACUCUAAUAUGCAAUUUCCAAGUCUUUUCAACCAAUAAUUAUUGUUACAUCUUUUGUUGGUCUAACGCAAGCAGUAGUUUCCAGUAUUUAGACUGUAGAGUUAAAGAUUUCUAAUGAAUUAUCACUAUAAAUUCUUAUAUAAUCUUGAUGUAUUUGAUACUUGUAGAAAGGUUGUUAUUCAUCAUUAUGUAGAUUAUUACAGUUACUCCACUCAUUGUAGUUUUUUUUAUAUGUCUACUGUGGAUGAAUAUCAAAAUUGCAAAGUAUUUAUCUGAUUUGGAAUAUGGUUUGCCAGAUUGAUGAGAUUGCACCUAUUUGUACAGGAUAGAAGCUUAUGUCUUUCAUCUGUAAAAUGAGUUAAACAGAUUUUUUGAGUGAAUUUGAAUACCAGCUUUGAUAGUCUUCAAAUAACUUUGCGUUGAUAAAAAUAUAAAUUUCUGACAGUUAAUAUUUAAACUUCCCUCCAAUAAAUUAUUUUAUUAAG
Messenger RNA from Lottia gigantea (owl limpet), 2912 nucleotides. RefSeq lists its product as hypothetical. The record is from RefSeq and is a predicted model, not a curated record. Gene Ontology annotation, molecular function: soluble NSF attachment protein activity; syntaxin binding. Gene Ontology annotation, cellular component: vacuolar membrane; SNARE complex. Gene Ontology annotation, biological process: SNARE complex disassembly; intracellular protein transport. The coding region runs from base 108 to 989 and encodes 293 amino acids. NCBI's taxonomy places the organism in Eukaryota, Metazoa, Mollusca, Gastropoda, Lottiidae. The transcript has 9 exons.